Medioppia subpectinata is the source of this 815-nucleotide messenger RNA. NCBI's taxonomy places the organism in Eukaryota, Metazoa, Arthropoda, Arachnida, Sarcoptiformes, Oppiidae. The record is from the annotation of a GenBank genome assembly.
AAUUCAUUAAAGGCAUUGGUGCGAGCGUGUUUCGUAAUUCCAAAAAGCACUUUGCGGUGGAAAUGAUAAAAGUGAGCAAGAUCUAUGGCCCACUGUUUACCCUAUGGGUCGGACCAUUGCCUUUCGUGUUUAUAUGCGACCUGGAUAUAGCUCGCGAGUCGUUCAACAAGAUUGAUUUUACCGGACGCCCUCUUUCACAAUUUGGUAGUAACAUAUUUUGUAAUGAGAGGCAUAAAGACGUUGUUUACAACGAUUACAGUAAGAGUUGGGAAAGUCUACGAAAAGUAUCGCAUACAGCAAUACAUAUGUAUUGGUCAGAUCAGCGUCAGAUCAAUUUUAUUGCUAUAAAGUAUGCCAAAACGAAGGCCUUGUCUGAAUUGGUGGACGAAAACGUGUGUCAAAUGGUGCGACGGAUUAUAGACGAUAAUGAGGGUAUGGGUCGACCGUUUUCGCUGCACGACUCCAUAUUGGACAGUGAACAGGCUGAAUUGAAAAUGGUUAAAUAUAUCACGUCUGGCUUUCAAACUGAUCUUGGAAACACAUUAUUUCUAUACGAGUUUAUACCGGUGUUGCGCUACUUUAUGGUCAACCCUUUGAUCAAAUAUAAGCGAUAUUUUAAUCUUCUCAUGAAUUAUACGCGAAAUAUAUACCAAAAACACGACCAAACAUAUGAUGCGAAUUGUUUGCGAGACUUUUGCGAUAUACUUAUCGCCGCCAAACACGAGGCCAUAGCCGAUGACAAACGAACGGCACCCUAUUUUACCGAUGAUAACCUGCCCGCCGUACUCAUUGAUCUGUUUAUAGUUGGAGACAGU